AUGGCGGGCAGGAAGGAUGUUUUUGUGGGGAUUAUCGGGAUGGGGAAUAUGGGGAGGUUGUACGCCAGGGUGAUUGCAGCGGAAGGUUGGAGCGUUAACGCUUGCGAUCGGGAAGACAAGUUCGAGAGCCUGAAGAAAGAGUUUGCUGGAAUUGAGAAUAUACAUGUCUAUGCAAAUGGCCGUUCAGUUUCCCGGAUUAGCGAUUAUAUCAUAUACGCUGUCGAAGCGGAGCUACUUGAUACGGUUGUUGCUGCUUAUGGACCUUCGACAAAACUAGGUGCUAUCGUCGGCGGCCAAACAUCAUGCAAAACUCCCGAGAUCAAGGCCUUCGAAAAACACAUUCCUCCUGAUGUGGACAUUGUUUCCUGUCACUCUUUACAUGGUCCAACGGUUGAUCCUGCUGGGCAGCCCUUGGUUAUCAUAAGGCACAGGGCAUCGGACAGAAGUUUCAAGCUUGUGGAGGAUAUUCUCUCCUGCUUUCGUUCCAAGCUGGUUCACUUGAGUGCGGAGGAGCAUGACAGAAUCACAGCAGACACACAAGCAGUCACACACGCGGCGUUCCUCAGCAUGGGGACGGCCUGGGCAGCAAAUAACCAAUUCCCUUGGGAGGUAACCCGCUGGCAAGGCGGUAUAGAAAACAUCAAGAUAAACCUCACUUUAAGAAUCUACAGCAAUAAGUGGCACGUGUAUGCAGGUUUAGCGAUUCUCAAUCCUGCCGCCCAAAAGCAGAUACGGCAAUACGCAGCCUCGGCCACGGAGCUCUUCAAGCUAAUCUUGCAAGGCAAGAAGGAAGAACUGUCUAGAAGGAUACGCUCCGCUGGAGAAUUCGUUUUCGGGAAGCAAAAGGAUCAGGAGCUUCUGUUACGGGAUGAUAUCCUGGAUAAGUUUAGUCUCAGUGGGGUGCCUCUGCAUGAACGAAAGCCGAACAGCCACUUGAGUCUGCUGGCAAUGGUGGAUUGCUGGCACAAGUGCAAUAUUGUGCCAUACGACCAUAUUAUUUGCUCUACACCUUUAUUCCGGCUCUGGCUCGGAGCAACAGAAUAUCUCUUCCGCCAGCCCGAUCUUCUCGACGAUUGCAUCCGUUUCGCCAUAGAGGAUGAAACAUUUCGUUCCGACGAUCUAGAAUUUACUUUUGCGGCCAGGGGCUGGAGUGACGCUGUGAGUUUCGGUGACUUCGAUACAUAUAGAAAGCGCUUCGAAAUGCCCCAAGAAUACUUUGCACCACGCUUCGCGGAUGCGACGAAGGUGGGGAACCAGAUGAUUAGCACUAUUCUGGAGCGGACCAAGGAUAUAGAAAAGGCGAAGGAGUAG
Molecule: messenger RNA, 1311 nt
Organism: Tuber melanosporum (Perigord truffle)
Lineage: Eukaryota; Fungi; Ascomycota; Pezizomycetes; Pezizales; Tuberaceae
Exons: 8
Coding region: 1-1311 (436 amino acids)
Biological process (GO): L-tyrosine biosynthetic process
Molecular function (GO): prephenate dehydrogenase (NADP+) activity; NADP binding; prephenate dehydrogenase (NAD+) activity
Source: RefSeq, a predicted model, not a curated record